AGCAUUUUAGGGCUUUGAUGCCAAGUGUUGGCGUCGCAUGGCUGCUUUGCCCAUGGCCGAUCUUGGCAUCAUAUUAUCCGCGUGUGCCCUUUGAUACAAGCCUGUAUCCUGUUCAAUCCUACGUUCUGGAUGUCCCCUCUGGGACGCACGGUUCACGCACUGUACGCUUGUGCUACCACAAGGGCGACAUCUCCUUCGACCUCUGCUGCGACGAACGCUUUGGACCGACGGGGAACCCUGAUUGCUGGGACAGCAUCGACACCUUCGAGGAGUGCUGUUCGUCUGCACAGUGGGAGUUGCUCACCACGCCAUGGCCGCGAGAGAAGAUCUUCCACAACGCGCACUUGGCUGUUCAGCUCGACCGAGAUCCUAGGCAUGGACAGGGAAAGGCGGAGAGAGGCAGCUCUAGGAGGAGCAAGGAGGAGUGUUGGAUGCAUUUUGGUUGUUGAAGAUGCGGGUGCAUACUGUGAGUGAAUCACUGGGUAUACACUGAGGUUCUGAAACAUGGUUAUCAUGAUCGUUCAGCUUAGCCAAUUCAACGCUGUUUCUGCUGAGAAGGUGAUGAGAUGUUUAGGUAUUUCCCACUAAGCAGAGAUUUGCUCUCUCUCUCUCUCUACUAUAGUAACAAGGGCAUUCUCCCUCUCUCUCUCUCUCUCUCUUGAAGUGGACAUGCAAAUAGCACUCUGUGAGCAGCGUGAGGUGGUUCUCCUUCCCAUUCCGUGCCUCCUCGCUUUGCCCGGACACCACGGGGCCUUCAUCGCAAGCGCGUACAGCACAGAUGAUGGCGGGCAUGCCAGAGCUGGAGUUUGCUGCAAUAGCUGAGCAGAUCAGGGCAGCCCUCAAGGAAGAGACCGCAAACCUGUGGACCCACGUGCGAGAGGCCUGUAGCCUCUCAGCUUUGGUCGCUUUGACCAUCUUCAGCGCUGCGUUGCAACAGCGGGUCUCCUUAGCCUCACGCGACCACCUGGCCAUGCGAGUGGAAGAGGUGUGGCGCCAGUUCCAGGAGGCCUUGUCGGAGAUUUUUCUGCAGAUGAAGAGCGAGCAUGCCUUGGUAGACAUCACUGGGGUUCCUCUACUGGGAUCGAUGGAGGUGAUCCUGAUCUGGCAGAGUUGGAUGGAUCUCUCCUUCAAAGACCAAGAGCUGACAGAGCUCUCACUGGCAGAGAAAGUCUUCCAGUGCGCACAAGGAGCCUACUACGCCACAGAAGAUCUCUACUACUCCCGUUUGCGGCCCCGGCUGCUGGAAGGCUGUGGGGCUGUGUGUGAUGUCUCUUUGCAGACCGAGGGGCACUCGAGCUUUUGGGUCCCACAGUACUUGGCCGAUGUGGAUUGCGCGGCUCUCUCUGGAAAUCGUGUGAUCAGUCAGCCCUCACGCUUGCGGCCAGCACCCCGUUCAGUGCCGCACAUCUUUCAGGAGGACUUCCGCCGCGGCGGCGUGGUCCUUUGGCCGCGCUACGAGGUGCCAACGGUGCAAUCCAUGGAGCAGCGGUGUCGGCGCUGGAGCAAGGACUCUGUCGAAGACCUGAUGAGGCUUGUCCGUCAAAUGGGUCCUGAACCCCUUCGAUGGCCAGCCUUCGAUGAGUUUGUCGCCUAUGAUUCCGAAGAUCUCAACUCAACAGCGCGCUUCCUGGCCUCCUUAAAGGACGCCAUGCCGCUGCUUGGAGCAGCCCUUGGAGGGCAUUGGCUGGUCUUGGGUUCCUUGACACCUUGGAUCGAAGCCAUGCUUUUGGAGUUCGGUGUCGCUUCCAAAGUCUCCACCUUGGAAUAUGCCAAUCUCUCUGCCUGCCCGGAUCGGCAUCCACACCUUCAGCCACUCCUGCCUGAGGACUUCAACGCCGGAUAUUUGAGUGAAGAGCGAUUCGAUGGCUUCGUGCAGUGGUCUUCAGUAGAACACAGUGGCUUGGGCAUGUAUGGUGAUGAGAUCAACCCUUGGGGUGAUCGGCAGACGGUGGCGCAGCUCUGGUGUCGCGCCAAGACGGGGGUCGCCUGGUUCUUCUUCGGCCCAGGUCCUGAGGGCCCCGGUGGUACUGUCUUUGGGCGUGAGUCGCACAAUGAGAACCGAUCUGGCCGUCACUCCGGAAGCCACUUCGAGGAAAAGCUGUUUUGGAACGCGGGCCGUGACUACGGCCGUGAGAUGAUGGGGCGCUUGAUGCUGAAUUGGAAGCUGGUUAGACCGGCCAACAGCACCUGGAACUUUCAUGUAUUUCAACAUCGUGAAAAGAAGCGCUUAUGCUCGUGCGGAUGGGUAGUUUGA
Molecule: messenger RNA, 2254 nt
Organism: Durusdinium trenchii
Lineage: Eukaryota; Dinophyceae; Suessiales; Symbiodiniaceae
Source: the annotation of a GenBank genome assembly